This is a messenger RNA of Phycodurus eques (leafy seadragon), 1547 nucleotides long. Its product is annotated as protein NipSnap homolog 2-like. The record is from RefSeq and is a predicted model, not a curated record. The coding region runs from base 245 to 1099 and encodes 284 amino acids. The transcript has 10 exons. Gene Ontology annotation, cellular component: mitochondrion. NCBI's taxonomy places the organism in Eukaryota, Metazoa, Chordata, Actinopteri, Syngnathiformes, Syngnathidae.
UUGUCCUGCCUGACAGAGCGGCCGCUCUGUUCCCUCAGUCGGGGGGGCAAGAGUGCGCUCCGGCACCCGAGAGAGCGGCGCGCUGACUAUCCGAACAGAUUUAGGGCGUCAUAUUGCAUUUCCGAACCCGUUCACAAGUAGAACGUGUAACUAUUCAGGAAUAAUUGGGCCUCUGGAGCAAGGUAAGAGUACUUUUCGGUCCUGGCGGGCUUCCGUCCGUACGCCGGCGUCUUCCUGAAGCAAGAUGGCGGCGCGAGUCCUUCGCACGGCGCCCAAGUGGUUGGCUGGUGUCAAGCUAUCGCAACAAUCCGUCGCCACCAGCGGACAGCUUGGUGUUUCUGUCAGGAGCUUGUCGGGGUUCCAGGAUAGCUGGUUCAAAUCUCUGUUUGUCAGGAAGGUGGACCCGCGCAAGGACGCCCACUCUCACCUGCUGGCUAAGAAGGAAGACAGCAACCUGUACAAGAUCCAGUUUCACAACGUGAAGCCCGAGUGUCUGGAUGACUACAACCAACUUUGUGAGGGUGUGUUGACUUCCAUUCAUGCGGACCCGGAAUACCCUUGUGAGCUUGUAGGAACCUGGAACACGUGGUACGGAGAACAGGACCAGGCAGUCCACUUGUGGAGAUAUCGUGGAGGGUACCCGGCGCUCACAGAAGUCAUGAGCAAACUCAGGCAGAAUAAGAUGUUUUGCGAGUACAGGCGGGAGCGCGGGAAGAUGUUGUUGUCGCGCAGGAAUCAGCUGCUGCUGGAGUUCAGCUUCUGGAACGAGCCGGCCCCCCGCGCGGGGCCCAACAUCUACGAGCUGCGAUCGUACCAGCUCAGGCCCGGCACCAUGAUCGAGUGGGGCAACUACUGGGCGCGCGCCAUCGAGAUUCGGCAGCAGAACCAGGAAGCCGUCGGAGGGUUCUUCUCGCAGAUCGGAAGUUUGUACCAAGUUCACCACUUAUGGGCCUACAAAGAUCUUCAGUCCAGAGAAAACAUUCGAAACGCAGCCUGGCAGCGAGAAGGCUGGGACGAGGUCGUUUACUACACAGUGCCGCUCAUUCAGCACAUGGAAUCUCGAGUCAUGAUUCCCUUGAAGAGUUCGCCCUUAAAGUAAGCCGUGUGACCCUGUGGCACCGGGAGGAUGUUCUGCUUGAAUUUGCUUUGAGUGUGAGCUUAUGACAUGUGAGCAUCAUCGCCUUCAUCACGGAGGAAGACCUCAGCUGACAGAAAUGUUUACCGAUUCACCUUGAUUGGUUUUUGCAACGAGUAAUCAAAAACGGGAGAAUAAUAUGUUAUAAGUCCCAGUUUGGUUUUCAUGGUGAUGCUCUUCUUAGUUUUUCUGUUAAACAGGUUGAAGCUUCAAAAAGUUGCAUGUUGUUUAUUUUCUGACGAUGGUUUGAGCAGGUCUGUUUGUGUUUUUAAUGACUUAAAUGAACUGCUAAUCGGGCGGCGGGGCUGUUAGCACUUCCUGACUGGAGGAACGUGGCACUGUGGUAAAUGUUGACAGAAUCUGUGCUUGAAUGACAUUGUUGUACAUAAUGACAUUAAACUUCUAAUGAACA